CGACAUCAGAUUGUCUUCAUCUUUUGCAACGGCAAUAAUUCGAGAGAGGAGACGUUCUACUACGACCUCAAUCUAGAUGAGACAACAGAACUGUCGUUUGUGUUCGCAAAUGAUCAACUUGUAUUCUACAUCAACUGCUCUAAGAUAUACUCGCGCUAUGUCGCCAACGAUAGAGCCUUUCGUACUAACGACGGUGAUGAUACCUUGUUUGCUGCAUACUUCCUCUCGCGAGGGAACGGCAUCACCGACCUUCGGGCUGCACAAGUCUUCUUCGACUCUGAGUGUGAUGACGUUCCACGUCAAUCUUUGAAUGAUUUAGAACAAACAAAAGACGAUUAUUCAGAUAUUCUUGCUAAUCAAAUUAGUAGCUUAACCUCAUCUCUAAUGAAGUGGGAAGGAUGUGAAUGUGCAAAGUAUUGCAUGAGAGGAAGCGACAAAGUCAGUAACGGAUCUCAAUGGGACGUCGAACGUAAAACAUGUCAAUGUGUAAACGGAAGCAUUAUGUGCCAUUGCAGUAUUUCAACCUGCAACAAUGGCACGACAUUGUACCAAGACCCAAUCCACGAAUGCCCUACUUGUAAAGAUGGUUGUCUGUUCGGUGGAUCAAUGUACAAACACGGAGAGAAAAUGGCGGAUGGUCCCUUUCAAUGCAUUUGUGCGGAUGGCGAAGCGUCACUCUGUAGAGACACAAGAUACAUGAAUGCACAUCUUGAUAUUGCACCAUCAGUUGGGCCAACACCGCAAGCACCAACAACACCAGUUAUCCCCAAACCAUCUAAAGGUUGUGGUUUCUGCUGUCCUGCGUCAUAUCAGUGUCAUGAUCAGAUCGGGUACUGUGUGUGUAGCUGCUUGGGAUCCAAGUGUACUGAAUGUCAAGCCAAUGCUAUUGUACAUCCACUAACUGGGAAAUGCAGCAAUAUAGCAAAGACAUUCUAUCCGUUCCUGCAAAUUUACAAAUUGUAUCUCAACCAAUACGGUAAUUGAGUGAGUAUGAAAAUGCAUGAGAAAUGAUGAGACUUAACUGCUGUCAUUCACUGUUGUAUGUCGCUCUCUUUAAUUAUUUAUGAAUUUAAUUAUUUAUGAACCAAAUGAUGGAAAACAAGAUUCAAUCUGUAUA
This is a messenger RNA of Corticium candelabrum, 1117 nucleotides long. Its product is annotated as protein NEL-like. Bases 385 to 984 code for a protein of 199 amino acids. The record is from RefSeq and is a predicted model, not a curated record. The transcript has 6 exons. NCBI's taxonomy places the organism in Eukaryota, Metazoa, Porifera, Homoscleromorpha, Homosclerophorida, Plakinidae.